AUGUCGGGUUGGGGUAACUUUUUUAAUGUGUUUGAUAACGAGGCGAAUCAGGGGAGUUAUGAUAACAAUGAAGAUAACAAAGCGGGCAUGUUUGAUCUAAAUGCUCCGUUCGAUCCCAUUCUUGCUUCUGAUGCAGGUCAGGAUACUUGGGGUUUGGAUGCAAUUCAGCCUAAUUAUGUUGGUUAUUAUCCAUCGCAACACCCGGUUAAUUUUGAAGACCCUCCUGUUAGUUUUGGACCACCGACUGAUAGUUCUCAGUCUCCUCCCAUAAGUGAUGGACCGCCGGAGGGUCCAAAUGCUGACCAGGAACGUAGUGAGUUUCAAAACAAGAAGGAAUUCGCAAGCAUGGAUAAAUUGGUAGAGUGGUGUAGAGACGUUGGACGCGUAAAUGACUACGUCCUCGUCACCAAACGCACCAUCUACGAUAAACAGGGUAGCGGUCAGCCGUUAAAAAUCUGGCUUACGUGUGAUUGUGCCGGCGAGUACAAAUCAACAGCCACGGUCAGACGCAGCGGGACCAGGAAAACCGGUUGCAAGUUCCAACUGGUCGGGGCAUACAAGAAGAGGUUAGGUUAUUGGGAUCUAAGGGUUGAGGAAGCUAAACAUAACCACGAACCAUUUCUGUAUCCAGAGGGUCAUCCGUCCCUAAUGAGGUUGACUCCAUCAGAAGAGAGGACGGUGGAGCAAAUGACGCAUCAGAACAUAAAACCACGAGACAUUCUUGCUGCCAUUAAAGAACAGAACCCCCAUAAUGUCUCAACAAAAAACACCAUAUACAACGCUCGGGCCAAAUUGGGUCGAAUUGAACAACUCGGCGAGACUCCAAUGCAGAUACUUUUCAACCGGUUGGAGAAGGUUGGGUUUGUUUUUUACCAUAAAACAUCUCAAAACGGCGAACGGGUCGAGGAUGUUUUCUUCAUCCACCCGGAGUCGAACAUGUUGUGGCGCGCCUUCCCGCAUGUGUUGCUUAUAGACGCCACCUACAAGACGAAUCGGUACAAAAUGCCGUUAGUCCAGAUUAUCGGUGUUACAUCCACGUUGAUGUCGUUUUGCAUUGCUCAUGCGUUCGUAAGCAACGAGAAACAGGAAAACUUCACAUGGGUUCUACAGAGGUUGAAACACUCAUUAGACAGUGUUAUGGAACCCCGUGUAAUAGUAACCGAUAAAGAUCGCGCCCUAAUGAACGCAUGUGCAACCGUGUUUCCCAGGGCUAGACAUUCAUUGUGUAGGUGGCACAUACAGCAAAACAUCUUCAAGCAUUGCAGGCAAAGCUUUAAAACAGAGGAUAAAUGGGGGUGGUUUCUUUACAAGUGGGGCAAGCUAAUUAACUCAACGACCGAUCUUGACUACAACUACUGGUACGAGCGAAUACGAUCAAACUUGCCACGCAAAAAAACCGACGGUCAAAUGAUCCCGUUGGAGUUGAUACACCUUUUUUGGAGAAAGUUAAAUUUGGACUCCAUAGUCGAACCGAGCAAGGUGGACUCUUUCGACUUAGACGGCGAAUUUGCGCUUCUCAAACAACAUUUAAGUGCUCAGCCGAGAGAACUCAAGAAAAACUUGAUUCAAAAGAUGAAGGAGUUGGUACAACUCAACAAGACGAAGCUUAAACAACCAGUUGUGCAAAAAAACACACGGGGUCGUCCAACUUUAAAAGCUCAGCAACAAAGGAAGGAUGAUUCGUUUACGGAGCCUUCUAGACAUAGCUUUUUUACAACGCAGGACCAGUAUAGUGAUUCACAAGAUGGGUUUGGCACACAAGAGUCAACGAUCGAACCUACCAGGCACAGCUCGUUUGUCGAGUCACAAAGUUAUUGUACUGAAACACCUAUGUUCUUCGGCGAGAUUGCUAAAGGCGCUAAGAAUUCGAAAACGAAAAACAAGGUCGCAAAAUCAAAGGAAGAGCCACCAGACUUACCUUUGCUGCCUGUCGGACAAGUUAAUAUGUUCUUGCACUUCAAAAAGUUCAUUCCACCGUGCUUCUAUCCGCACCUCAGUCACAUACAAAAUGUGCAGGGUGAUGGUAAUUGUGGGUUUCGAUCUAUAGCGGUCGGCUUAUCGCUUAAAGAGUGGCAGUGA
Molecule: messenger RNA, 2079 nt
Organism: Helianthus annuus (common sunflower)
Lineage: Eukaryota; Viridiplantae; Streptophyta; Magnoliopsida; Asterales; Asteraceae
Exons: 3
Coding region: 1-2079 (692 amino acids)
Biological process (GO): regulation of DNA-templated transcription
Source: RefSeq, a predicted model, not a curated record